Messenger RNA from Miniopterus natalensis, 375 nucleotides. The record is from RefSeq and is a predicted model, not a curated record. NCBI's taxonomy places the organism in Eukaryota, Metazoa, Chordata, Mammalia, Chiroptera, Miniopteridae.
AUGGCCUGGACUCCUCUCCUCCUCGUGCUCCUCUCCCACUGCACAGGUUCCCUGUCCCAGCCUGUGCUGACUCAGCCGCCCUCCGUCUCUGCAUCUCUUGGAUCCACAGCCAGACUCACCUGCACCCUCAGCAGUGGCUUCAGUCACAGCACCUUCAUUAUUACAUGGUAUCGGCAGCAGCCCAGGAAGGUCCCUCAGUAUGUGAUGGAGCUUAAGAGUGAUGGAAGCCACAGCAAGGGGGCCGGGAUCCCCGACCGCUUCUCGGGCUCCAGCUCUGGGGCUGACCGCUACUUAACCAUCUCCAACCUCCAGCCUGAGGACGAGGCGGAGUAUAUCUGUGGAGCGCAUCAUUACAGUGGAGUGCCAUUUGGGUAA